Molecule: messenger RNA, 8729 nt
Organism: Coregonus sp. 'balchen'
Lineage: Eukaryota; Metazoa; Chordata; Actinopteri; Salmoniformes; Salmonidae
Source: the annotation of a GenBank genome assembly
AUGAUUGUUCAUUCCAACCUCCCUCUCCCUGGUCACCAGGUGAAGUAUUGGAUCUAUGGGGAUCCUGAGGCUGACGCCCAGGUGAUGGAUGUGAAGACAACCCAUGCUGAGCUGGCCAACCUGUACCCCUAUUGUGACUAUGAGAUGAAAGUGUGUGGCUACAACGGCCUGGGAGACGGAAGCUACAGCGACAUGGUGCCCUGUCAAACCCUGGAGGAUGGUGAGUGAGGUCACGUCCUGUUCCUGUCUAAAGAUGUACUACAUAUAUUUUAUUUGAAAAAACUACAAUUCUAGGAUUGUGGACCGUUUUCUUUCUUAGUUGAAUGUUGUUGGGUCGACACGGCACGUAAGCUCAAAGAUUGUGUAGAUAGUUUUCUGCCUUUCGUACCUUGUGAUUCACUUCCUGUCUCCUUUCUCCUCCAGUCCCCAGUGAGCCCGGCCGUCUGGCGUUUAACGUCAUCAGUCCAACUGUCACUCAGGUCAGCUGGGCGGAGCCUGCAGAGACCAAUGGUGUCAUCACCGCCUACGAGGUUCUCUACACGCCCAUCAAUGACGACACGAGUGAGUGACCAAUCAAAUCAAAAGAAUCUCGGAAUUAUGUCUGUGCUUUUAAGACUUUCUAAAGGACCACACACACCACACUGAAUGUUGAUCUGCCGUUCGUCUGCUGGUCAUUCGCGCUGUGUUUUAGUCUGACUGACAACAUUUUCAUGCUAUUCUACAUGUAAAAUCGGUUUGCACUCGGUUCGCAAAUUACGGCCGGCACUCUGUUUAGAGGUGCUAAGUACUCUCGGCCGGCAAACGCUACUGGUGUGUCCGAGUCUCAACACAUUCUCCUCUCCCUCCCUCUUCCCCUGUAGAGCCGAUGGGUGCAGCUAAGAAGGUGAAGAUAGACAACCCUAAGAAGAGGAUGUUGCUGAUUGAGAACCUGCAGUUAGCCCAGACCUACUGCUAUAAGGUCCGUGCUAAGAACAGCGUUGGCUGGGGUCCCUUCAAAGAAGCUACCAUCAACCUGGCCUCCCAGCCCACCAGACCCAUGUCCAGUGAGUAAAUUAGAGCAGAAGAGACGUUCCGUCUAGAAGGGCAUCUAAUAUGAUCUUGAUUGUUACUGCUAAACAUUUGUGUCUAGCAAACCAGAAAGCGAAUGUUUCAAGAGAGCUUGCCUUAAUCCAUCGCUCUUCCUCUCCUCCUCCCCCCCCCUCCUCUCCUCCUCCUCCCCUCCUCCUCCCCUCCUCCUCUCCUCCUCCCCUCCUCCUCUCCUCCUCCUCUCCUCCUCUCCUCCUCCCCUCCUCCCUCUCUCCUCCCCCCCCCCUCCUACCUGUAGUCCCUAUCAUCCCAGACAUCCCUAUAGUGGACGCGGAGGCGGGCGAUGAGUACGACGGCUAUCUGAUGUACAGCAGUGAGGUCAUGAAAUCACCAACAGGCUCCAAGAGACCCAGCGUCUCAGACGAAGGUGGGUACCCACAGACUACGGCACCUUUCCUGGCUGGUAUUAUGCGUCUCUCUGCAGUCUAUCUUCAGUGGUGUACUGGGAGUUUGGUUUUGUAUUGUGUUUUGAGUGGACCCAGAGGAAGAAUAGUUGUUGCUAAUUAACAGCUAAUGGGGAUGAAGCUCGCUGUGUUGAUCACCAAAGGGAUUUUUCCAUGUUGGCUUGUUGUUUUAGAUUUACACGUGUUGGGCCAGUAGCCCGCUAAUGAAGCCAGUGAGCUUCAGUGCUCUGUGAAACCGAGUGAAUGCAGACUGGACAGGACAGGACAGUUAUAGAUGGGUUCCGUGGAGCAGAAAGAGACGUGUCUAUCCAUCUUCUGUAGUCCAGUCCUCUGCUCACUGAAGCAGACAGAGAAAGAAAGAGAAACUGAAAAAAGGUCUUAAAGUGUCACGGUCAAAAUGGCAGACAAAAUAGGAGGGUCUCCUCCAUUGCUCUCGCUCUCUUUCACUUUCUGUCUCUGUUUUCAUUCUUUCUCUUUAUUUAUUUAUUUCCUUCUCCCCCCCUCUCUCUCUCUCUCUCUCUCUCUCUCUCUCUGAAGUGUCUUUUAAUAAACAGACUUUAUUUUAGACCAUCAGAUCACAAAAUGGUGUCUCUUCUUUAUAUUCUUCUUCAUGGCUUUAUCAUGCCAGUCAAACCUCUCCUGUCGUUGCUCUGUAGUUUAGAUAACACAUAAUCUACAUACAUCCAGCCUCCUCCUCUUCCUCCUCUGUCAACUCCUUCUAAUCACCUCGCUUCACAAAAACAACUGCCAUGCCAACCAUCAAUCCAGACCCCCCCCCCCCCCCGCCUGCUUGCCUCUCCUCUCCAUAACAAGGCUUUAUCAAGUUGGUGGGUUCCAAGCUGGACCUGCGUUCGGUGUCCUGGAAGAGGCAUGUGGAUGUGAUCCCCUACCGCCUCAGCACAGACACAGAGACCAGCACCGACGAGACCCCCCGGCCCAGCCGAACACAGACACCCCAUCAAGGUGAAGUCCACUAGACAACAGACAGAUGGCAUGCCAGCUACUGUGUACGUCAGGCACAAACCACCCAAUGCAGCUGCAGAGCCCCCUAUACCACCACCUCUGUCUGCACAAAGUCUUCAGAUCUCUAAUCAACAUCACGUUUCCGCCCUCCAAUCUACCCCUACCCCUGGUUCUGGUCUGGCCUCUUCCCCUGUUGCACCUCAACCCUCCCACCCAAAGGGUCUUCACUUCCAGGCAUCAACUGCCCCACCGCCAGUUGAUGGUCAUGACAGGAUUUUCCAGGUGCGCCUCUGUCUCUCCUGUCUGCACUCUUUACACCUCUAUGUGGAGAGAUGCCCUGGGAAGUAGGCAGGUUAAGUUUAGGCAUUAACUCCAAAAUAUUAAGGUUAGGCAUUAACUCUGAAUGGUUAAGGGUUAGGGUUAGGCAUUAACUCUGAAUGGUUAAGGUAAGGGUUACAGUUUGGGAUAGGCUUACAGCAAAAAAUCUCAAAAACUACUUUUCUAUCGCUGGAUUCGAACAUGCAACCUUUUGAUGCUUACGCCCAGCCACCAUCCCCGUCCACAAUGCCCUAGCAAAACUGAAACCUACUUGAAGGUAACAGCGCUCACUGUUGCCCCUAGUGGCCGGUUUCCACCUCAUCUCCUGAUGUCCUCAGGUGGAUGGAUGGACGUCUAAUACUGAUUUGUAUCACGGUUGACCUGGCUAUGUAUAAAGGCCUCUCAUGGCUGUGAAAGUGGUGAUACCAAAUAUAUGUAUGUCCCUGUGUUCAGUCUAAGGUUGUAAGGUGGCCGUUUCUCUUGCAGUUUGUUGUGAUUUGCCGCUAUUGACAUACUUUAAUCAAUUAUUUUUUUUCAAGAUUUUCUGUUUGGGUUAUGUUGGGUUCCAGAAUGUUUGGUUUGGGUUAUGUUGGGUUCCACAAUGUUUGGUUUGGGUUAUGUUGGGUUCCAGAAUGUUUGGAUUGGGUUAUGUUGGGUUCCAGAAUGUUUGGUUUGGGUUAUGUUGGGUUCCAGAAUGUUUGGUUUGGGUUAUGUUGGGUUCCAGAAUGUUUGGAUUGGGUUAUGUUGGGUUACAGAAUGUUUGGUUUGGGUUAUGUUGGGUUCCAGAAUGUUCUUGAUGUUCUUUCUCCUCUGGCUCUCCUCUAUCAUUCAGAACCAACGAACGGCAGGUUGGAACAGAACUUCCUCUUCCCCGGGGGUAAUAAUUCCAUGUCGCGCAGUGCCAAAAUGUCUUCAUCCAGCUACAGCCAGGUGUCUCCCAUGUCCACCCUCAGCUCCAGCCACCGAGGAGGGGCCGGGGGGUCCAUGACCACAGAGUCCACCACAACAUACCUCUCUGGACAAGGUACGGAUGGAUGCAGAUUCUUUCUCAAAAUGUGUCAGCUUUUGAAUCUUUCUGUUGACUUACGAUGAUAUGACAGUGGCAAGUAAUUCCAGCUGGCUUGUCUUCACCAGAACAGUACCCUAUACAGAGUUCAGCAAACUUGGAGAUUUCGAGUUUCAAUGCGAAACGUGUUGACACCAAAAGUUUGACGACCUUGCACUCAGAAUCGAUGUAUUUGGUAGUCAUCAUUAUUCUACGCCUGUCUCUUCUCCUCUCCUACAGGAGGAAACUCUCUCUCCCGCACACAGGUGAUUGGGGGCGGGACGCGCACAGAGAAUGUUGUCAUGAGGAAGCGAUCAGAGAACAGAGGUUACUAUGAGUAUGACGACAACAUCCGAGAUUCCAUCGUCAUAGGAGACCUGUCCAGUGGAUUGUCUGGAUACACAGAUGGCCAAAGUAAGAUUAGUUGAAGUUUAAACAUAUAUUUUUAAGCAUAUUUUCAGCUCUUUGAGUUUAAAGAGCUGAUAAUUUACAGUCCACACUGACACAGGUCACAGGCAUGAGGUUACACCGAGCCAUUGAGAUGAGGUCUUUGACUAUGAGGUCUUUGACUAUGAGUUCUUUGCUAAUCCGUCACAUAGUUUUCAGAUCUUUCUGACCUCUACUGUUAAAAGCUGGAAGAAGCUCAUCUGUUUGUCUGUAGCAAUCAUGGCUAUAAAUGUCAUAUAUACAAAUAAUCUACAGCAGGCUUACUGAUGAGGUGCAUGAGGCGGAUGGCUUGGAUAUCUGUUAUCGAUUACUGGGGUUGGUGGCUUCACAGAGCUAUGCAGGCGCUAUGCUGACUGUCGCUCUCCUCUUCUCCUGUUGUUCUCCAUCCUUCAAUCCUCUCCUCUCUCUCGCUCUCUCUCCUCCCUCCUUUUCCUCCCUCUGUUACUUCCCCCACUCUUUCACUUCCUUCCCUCCCUCUCCUGUCCUCCUUCUCCUUCCUUUUGCUCCCUUUUGCUUGCUCCCUGCAUCCUCAGGUACGUAUGGCUUCAGCCCCGCUCAGUCACAGAGCCAGUACGCCUACAGUAUGUCUCAGGCCUUCCGGGCCAGGACCCAGUCUGAGGAUGUCAACGAUGCACUGCUGAACCUAGACAGGGUGCUCCAGGGUGAGUCUGUCUGUCUGUCUGCAGCACACACAGCUGUCCUCUCUCACACCACUGGGACAAUAGCAGGGCCUGAAGAGCACUAUGGCUGCAUGGUAGGGCUUACCAUGCCCAUAGCUAGUGUUACAGGAAGGCUUUGUGUUGCUGAAGCAGUUUUUUUGGUGUGAUGCAUGUUUUUUUUUUUUUUAUAGGGAAAGCUAUCUCUUUCUCCGUCUUUCUCUCACUCUCACUCUCUCUCUCUGCAUCACGCUCACGCCCCUCUCACUAAUCCGAUCUAAUUUAGUGAUAGUCUAUGUAACUCCUGUAAUUUUGACUCCACUUAACCCCUAACCUCCCUCCUUCCCUAAACCCAUCUCUCUCUCUCCCCUUCUCUCAUUUACAUAUUUUUCUCUCCCCCGUCAGAAUCUCCUUUGGCCCCUGGGGUCCCUGACACCCCCAGCAGGCUGAUAUUCUCUGCCCUGGGCCCUACGGCCCUGAAGAUUAGCUGGCAGGAGCCCCACUGUGACAGGGAUGUUCUGGGGUACUGUGUCCUCUACCAGCUGCUCAAUGGAGGUAUGGACCCAUGACCAUCUGUCACAUUGUGAACACGUUGAGGGUAUAGACCCAUGACGAUUUGUCACAUUCUGAACACGUUGUGUUUUGUUGAUGUGCAGAAGAAUAAUAUUGUUUUUCACUUGGAACCUGUUAACAUAGUUGUCAGGUUUGAUUGAAUAGGAUCCUGAAAUUGAGAUCCGAACCGAAUUGGAUCUGUGAAAUUCCCUUCCGACAUUGACAGGACCCGGUAAUUUUUUUUGAAAAUCAAUACCCGAUCCGAUCCAAAAUAUGUCAGAGAUGAGGUAGAAUCAGAUCCAAACUGGAUCGGGUCUGUGUCAGACUGAAAUGGAUCUACAUUUACAUUUUUACAUUUUAGUCAUUUAGCAGACGCUCUUAUCCAGAGCGACUUACAGGAGCAAUUAGGGUUAAGUGCCUUGCUUAAGGGCACAUCAACAGAUUUUUCACCUAGUCGGCUCGGGGAUUAGAACCAGCGACCUUUCGGUUACUGGCACAACGCUCUUACCCACUAAGCUAUCUCCCGCCGUAAGCUGUAGUGUAGACCACGACUCAAUUAUUUUAGAUAGGCCUACAACAGAAAAUGCAUGUGAACCGUUAAUGCAGCUUCAUUGCUGCGCACGCCAACAUAAUUGUUUUGGCUUGUCUGUUAGACAGUGAACAUUAACGGUUCACAUGCAUUUUCUGUUGUAGGCCUAUCUAAAAUAAUUGAGUCGUGGUCUACACUACAGCUUACGGCGGGAGAUAGCUACACUACAGCUUAGUGUUUUCAUAAAUGACAUCCCUCAUUUAAAAUGUGGACACAGUGAGAAGGGAAGGGGUGUGUGGUGAUGUCACUACUAGUCUUGUCUCUGCAGAAUGAUCUCUGUUUCCCGCUAAUUAAUGUGCAUUCAUUGUUUCAUUGUGUGAAUUGUUUGUUAAUGUUUAUUUUUUAUAUUUUUUGUUAGAGCACGCAUAGAAGUACCUGGCCUGUGUGCAAAUGUAGGCCUAGAAAAGUUGCCAUUUGGGGAUGUCUGAUAAUAUUUCUGAUCGUCUUAACUAACCACCAUGUAUGAUCUGCGGAGCUUCUCAAAGUGGUUGUUCCAUCGCCUCACACAGGAAGUCAACAGAGUGUUUUACAACCAUUGUGAACGACAAUAGUUCCUCACUCUUUCUCGAUAGGCCUAAGUAACCACCACGCCUCGUGUGAAAUAGCAACAUAUUGCUGAUCCCAUAUCUCCAGUGGAAAACAGUGAAGGCCCAGUUGAAACAAUGUUGCAAGUUCGCUUCAGCGAGAUCUCAAGCCAGACAGAGAGGCAGACAGGAGGAGGAGAGAGAUGAAUCCUACUUACUGAACCAACUGCCAUGCGUAGCAAAUGUGAUUUAUAGAGGAUAUUUAUUUAUCAUCAGGAUAUUUUCUUCAAAUAUAGUUUGGGAUCUGGGCAGCAUUUCACAUAUGAUCAGACUGAUCCGAGGUCCGUGGCCGCCGAGCAUUAUCCGAGGGUCAACUACCGUAUUUUGGAUCCAACCUGUUCGGAUACCGAGUCGGAUCUCGGGUAUAUGCGUGAAGACCUCUACAUCAAGCUAUGCCAUAUAUACAAAAGUAUGUGGACACCACUUCAAAUUGGUGGAUUCUACUAUUUCAGCCCCACCCGUUGCUAAUAGGUGUAUAAAAUUGAGCACACAGCCAUGCAAUCUCCAUAGAAAAACAUUGGCAGUAGAAUGGCCUUAAUCCUUGAUCACACUGACAGCGUAAUUCAGAUACCGGGUCGGAUCUCGGGUAGGAUCUUGGGUAAUCGGGUUUGGGUAUAUCCGUGAAGACUUCUGGUAGGAUUUGAAGAAAGCCCUAUCAACUUUUUUAGAUCUCAUAGCCUUGCCCCAGCAUCCCUCUACAGUAAUAUUAAACCCCUUGUCUCUCUCUCCAGGUGAUGUGAAGCGUAUAAACAUGUCCAGCCCAGCAGACAACUCUGUGGUGGUGCAAGACCUGCUGCCUAACCACUCCUACCUGUUCAAGGUGAAGGCUCAGAGUCAGGAAGGCUGGGGACAGGAGAGGGAGGGAGUCAUCACCAUAGAGUCAGCUGUGGACCCCAACAGCCCACUCAGCCCAAUGCCAGGUAAUCAGCGAUACGUCUUUGCCUCCCAUUGUGGAUCCUUCGUAUCCUCACUCCUUUGGUUAGCUGAUUCGCCUCUGACCUAUGACCUCUAGCUCUCUGUUUCUGAUUUACUCAACAUUUACUUUCUCGGCUCUGAAUUCCCACUUUACGACGGUGCUUUGCGCUCAGGCCAGCUCUCCCACACAAAGCAGGACCCAGGAAGCGAGAGAGCCCCGGGAUCACUCUCCCUGCGACUCUCUCGGAAAAGAUCUCUCGAAAAAAAAAGGGCAGAUCUGAGCGAUCAGUCUCUCCCUCUUCUCUGCUCAUCUCUCUCCUCGCUCUCUCGCUCCCCCCCACUCCUCUCUCUCUCUCUCCUCUCUCUCUCUCUCUAUCCCCCCCCUCCCCCCCCUUCCAGGUUCUCCCUUCACUCUCAGUACCCCCAGUGCUCCCGGCCCCCUGGUGUUCACAGCUCUGUCCCCCGAGGCACUGCAGCUGAGCUGGGAAAAACCCCGCAAACCCAACGGAGACAUCCUGGGCUACGUGGUCACCUGUGAACAUCUGCACGGAGGAGGUGAGACUGAGCACUGACUCCAGAUCAGAUUUGGGGGAUUUUAGAGCUUUUUGUCAAUAGUCAUUUGCUAGGAUUUAUACAUUGACGUGAUCAACAGAGACACAUGUCAAUUUUGCCGGUCUUCUUGACUUGUUAUGGACAAUGCUAGUAAAUGACCAUUAACUUUCGUAGUCCUGUUUAUGUUCACUUUCAUUACCUAUUCUAAUCCCCACUUUCCCCCUUCUCUCCAUCUCCCCUCCAGGUGACGUGCGUUCCUUCCAGGUGAGCGGUGACAGCGCUGAGACCAGUCUGACGGUUCCGGACCUGAUUGAGAACAUGCCGUACAAGUUCAAAGUUCAGGCCAGGACGACCGAGGGCUUCGGCCCCGAGAGGGAGGGCAUCAUCACCAUCGAGUCUCAGGAUGGGGGUAAGAGGACAGUCUCUUUUAUCUUGGAUUUUAUUUAGUGUUUAAAUUGAAAUGAAUAAGGUGUCGGUACUCACUUUAAGUUGACCAUACUGGGUUUCAUAUUUAGAAGCCAGUAUUCUAUACGUUUGUACAUUUGGAAUGAUAUUGUAUACUAAUGUAUGAUUCUCUGUCCCUCCUUCUCCCUUCUGCAGGAGACAUGUCUCAACUAG